Messenger RNA from Psylliodes chrysocephalus, 1655 nucleotides. The record is from the annotation of a GenBank genome assembly. Lineage: Eukaryota; Metazoa; Arthropoda; Insecta; Coleoptera; Chrysomelidae.
AAAAAAGGACGCGCCCAGCCGACGUUUCGAAAUUCGCUCGAAUUUUACUAUAAGGUGUCCUUUGAGUCGGCAAUGCCCGGUAAAGAUCUCUAUUACAAUGCGUAACCUGUUCUUGCUCAGGCAGAUAUAGGCUUCCGAUCUGUUUGUGUCUACAUUUUCGUAGUACAUUUUCUUUUUAAAAUCCUAUUUUAGCAUGAAUUCUUUUUUUAAUACAGUAGACUUGGCAGAUGAAUAGUAUAGGUUAUAGGUACCUAUACAUAGUUUACGAGUGGUUUAAUAAACAAAAUGACGAACUAUGUCAAAUAACUCACCAAUUUUCAAAAUAUUGACAGUGGUAAAAAUUUUCAGUUUAUUUUUGAAGAUUAUCAUUAAGUAAAAUGGCAUUAAACAAACUUGCUAUUGAUAAAUUAAAUUUACAAAAUCAAAGGUUAUUAAUGAGAGUAGAUUUCAAUGUGCCUCUGAAGGACGGAAAAAUUACAAAUAAUCAAAGAAUUGUAGCCGCCAUGGAUACUGUUAAAUAUGCUAUAGAGAAGGGAGCUAAAAGUGUAGUUCUUAUGUCCCAUUUGGGUCGACCCGAUGGAUCACCAAAUCCAAAAUAUUCUAUGAAACCUGUUCAAGCUGAAUUGGAAAAGUUGCUAAAGAAGACAGUUAUAUUUCUACCAGAUUGUGUAGGACCAGAAGUAGAAAAGGCCUGCGCAAAUCCUGCACCAGGUUCUAUUAUUUUAUUGGAAAAUCUUCGCUUCCACUUGGAAGAGGAAGGUAAAGGUAAAGAUGCUACUGGUAACAAAGCUAAAGCAACCCCAGAGGAAGUUCAAGAGUUUAGACAGAGCCUGCGGAGACUAGGAGAUUUAUAUAUUAACGAUGCAUUCGGAACUGCCCACCGAGCUCAUUCUUCCAUGAUGGGCGAAGGGUUCUCACAGCGAGCCGCAGGGUUUUUAUUAAAAAAAGAACUUCAAUACUUUGCUAAGGCAUUAGACAAUCCUGAGAAACCUUUUUUGGCUAUUUUGGGAGGUGCUAAAGUAGCUGAUAAAAUUCAACUGAUUGAAAAUCUGUUAGACAAAGUAAACGAAAUGAUCAUUGGUGGCGGUAUGGCUUAUACAUUUCUCAAAGAAAGUUCUGGAAUGGAAAUUGGUGCAUCAUUAUUCGACAAGGAGGGAGCCAAAAUUGUCAACAAAUUGUUAGAUAAAGCUCAAGCAAAAGGUGUACAAAUUCAUUUACCUGUUGACUUUAUAAUAGCCGAUGGGUUUAGCGAAAACGCUAAUUCAAGUUGUUCAACAAUUAAGCAAGGGAUUCCAGAAGGGUGGUUGGGACUAGAUAUAGGUGCACAAUCAAUAUGUCAAUUUAGAGCACCUAUUAAACGUGCAAAGGUUAUUGUCUGGAACGGACCAGCAGGAGUUUUUGAAUGGGACAAAUUUGCUGCAGGCACUAAAGCAAUUAUGGACGAAGUUGUUCAAGCCACCCAAAGAGGAGCGAUUACAAUUAUUGGUGGAGGUGAUACUGCAACUUGCGCAGCGAAGUGGAACACAGAGAAUUUAGUUUCGCAUGUAUCGACAGGAGGUGGUGCCAGUCUAGAACUUUUGGAGGGAAAAGUACUCCCAGGAGUUGCGGCAUUAUCUGACAAUAAAUAAAUGUUAAUGUUAUUGAACAAAAAAAAU